AUGGGUGGCCAAGGAAGAGAGGGCGGAAAGGCAAAGCCUCUGAAAGCCCCCAAAAAGGAAAAGAAAGAGCUGGAUGAGGAAGAUCUUGCAUUCAAGGAGAAGCAGCGAGCAGAUGCCAAAGCCAAAAAAGAAUUAGCAGAAAAGGCAAAGGGGAAAGGCCCCCUGAACUCUGGACAGCAAGGGAUCAAGAAUUACACUCGACCCAAGCGAGCAAUUUUUGGGAAAGCCAAUCGGGGUCGUGGUCAGGUUAACGCAACAACUCCCGCAGUUACGAAUACACGAAGGAAUGCAAGAUUUGUGGAAAUGAUGAAUGGCGAGAAGGCGUCUACUGCAUUCGUGGAAAUACCCCAAACACCCCGUCCGAUACUGUACAGUUCUGACGAUAAAGGUUCUAUUUUUGUGAGGGUAGUUUAG
This is a messenger RNA of Paracoccidioides brasiliensis Pb18, 414 nucleotides long. RefSeq lists its product as uncharacterized. The record is from RefSeq and is a predicted model, not a curated record. The transcript has 4 exons. The coding region runs from base 1 to 414 and encodes 137 amino acids.